CCAAAAUGGACGCCCUCAUCGCCUUCUAUCACGCCCACCGCAUCCCCUUCCUUCUCACCCUCGUCAGUUUCACAACCCUCCUUUUCCACUACCUCUACCGCGACAGACGUCUCCACACCAUAAGCGGACCCCCGGGCUACCCCCUCAUCGGCCUGGGCUACAAACUCCCACCUGGCUCUCCUGCUCUCUUUCGUCAAUGGGCGCAGCAGUAUGGUGAAGUCUUCCGCCUCCGGGUGGGCUGGUACAAUUGGGUGGUCCUGAACACACCGGAGGCGGUGCGCGAGGUGCUGGAGAAACAGGCCGUGCACACCUCCUCCAAAGCCCCCUCCCCUAUGGGCCAUGACAUUGUAACCGCCGGCCGGAGAAUGCCCACGAUGCCGUACGGACCCCACUGGCGCGCGCAACGGAGCGUGGUCCGCCAACUGACCACCGUCCCCAUGACGACGACCUUCAUACCGACUCAGGAAUUCGAAGCGAAGCAACUCCUCCAUGAUCUGGCUAUCCACAACACCGACCAGCGCAGCUUCUACCAGCAUCUGCGUCGCUACGCCUUCAGCAUCAUCAUGACCAACGCCUUUGGCACGCGCGUCCAAGGCUGGGAUCACCCGGACGCACGCAACGCCAUCCGUAGCCAGGCGAUCCUUCGCGCGACGUCGCGCCCCGGGGCAUUUCUCGUCGACGAGAUCCCGCCGUUAGCCUGGUUGCCCACCUGGCUCCAACCCGGCCGGAACCGGGCACUGGCUGCCGCAGCGGAGGUCCGAGAGAUCAAGAUGGGCCUGUGGCGGCGGAUCGAGAAGCAGCACGCGGCGGGAGCGGCCCCCCAUUGCUUCGCGCGGACAGUCUUAGAGCAGAAGGAGGCGUGGUUUGCUCAAGGGCUGACAGAGGAGGAUCUGGCGUGGGUGGCGGGUGCAGUCGUCGAGGCUGGGUUUGAGACGACCGCCGCCACUCUCAACAGUCUUGUCCUGCAGCUGGCGGCGCACCCCGAGGUGCAAGAGCGGGCAUAUGCAGAGCUGCAGCGUGUGGCCGGCGAUACACGAGCCCCCGUCUUUGCGGAUCACGUGCAGCUGCCCUAUAUCCGCGCCUGCGUGAAGGAGAUCCUGCGCAUGAACCCGAUCCUGGCGCCAGGGAUCCGCCAUUACGCUGACCAGGAUGUCGUCUACAAAGGACAUGUGAUUCCCAAGGGGACCGUGCUGGUGGCCAACACCGCGUUUUUGCACUACGAUCCCGAGCGCUUCGACCGGCCGUUUGAGUUUCGCCCGGAGCGGUACCUGGACCAUCCGCUGUAUAGUUCUGAAUAUGCCGUGCUGGGCGACCCGUACAAACGCGAUCAUUUCACCUUCAGCACGGGUCGACGGACGUGUCCCGGCGCCAGGCUGGCGGAAAACUCGCUGAUGAUUGCACUGGCGGCAAUGCUGUGGGCGUUUGAGAUCCGACCGCCGUUGGUGAAUGGGAAGGAGGAGGCGAUGGAUUUGAGUGAUAAAGCCUAUCCGGAUGGGGGCUUUACCAUCCCCAAGCCCUUCGCUGCGCGGUUUGUGCCGCGAACAGAGAAGACGCUGGCCAUUAUCAAGGAGCAGUGGGCGGUGGCACAGGAGAAGGGGUACGAGCUGCGCGGCAUGGCGGUUGACGUGAAUGGGGUAGUAUUGUGAGCCGUCUUUCUGUUGUUGGAUGGGUAGGGACCGAUGUCUUGACGGUGUGUGUGCAUGUGCAAUCGAGCAAUGGGUACCAGCCAAGUUCGAUAGUGUUCGGACCACGUGGAACUCCAUAGGGGAUCAAAACCAGGAGAAACAUGCUUUGGUCUGCCAAUAAUCCCGUACGUACGUGUCUGUGUGUGUCCAUGUAUUCAUCAUGUAUUCAGCUCUUGUAAUUCAUAUCGCAGUAGACUCUUGACUCGAGCAUAGUCCUGUUUCAACCACAUUUGCAAACAGCGGUAGAGGCUGUCCGCAUCGCCAAAGGGAUCCUCUUCAUUCUGACACUGCCGGCCUGGA
This is a messenger RNA of Aspergillus homomorphus CBS 101889, 1985 nucleotides long. Its product is annotated as cytochrome P450. Gene Ontology annotation, molecular function: iron ion binding; heme binding; monooxygenase activity. The record is from RefSeq and is a predicted model, not a curated record. Bases 6 to 1646 code for a protein of 546 amino acids. The transcript has a single exon. NCBI's taxonomy places the organism in Eukaryota, Fungi, Ascomycota, Eurotiomycetes, Eurotiales, Aspergillaceae.